AUGGAUUUUGAGUCAAAAGAUAGGUGGGUUCUACUUGGAGGAAUAGCUUCAGAGUGCGAGGAGAUUUUGCUCAAGAAAAUUGGUUAUUCUUUUUGGCUUAGUGAUCUAAAUAAGUUCAUUAAUCAAACCCAAAAGGAAGAGUCUGAAAAAGAUGAACAAAACAUUAGUUUGUACUCUUUUAAGGAAAGCGUCUGGACUGGAUUGUUAAGAAUUUCUGAUGGAAUCAAAUUUGAUUCCUUUGUCGAAACUGAAAGUACUUUCAGUGAAGAGUUGGUUAAUUUGUUUCCUCAAAUAAGGGAAGAAGAAUUAGAAAGGAAUCGAAAAAUACGAGUAAAGGUAUAUAUAUGGUAUAAUUUUGGCCUAAAUUUAAUAACAAGUUAUAAUUGCAAAAGAGGCAUUUUAACUUUAAGUAAUAAUGCAGCAAAUUAUGAAGUUCUAUCACAUUUAAAGAGUACAUUUUCUAUACAUUUAGAUGAAAGAAGAAAACCACUUUUGGAUUUAUUUAGAAAAUUAAUUCUUCAAGGAAAUAUAUUCACUGAUCUAACUAUACCCAAUACCUUGGAUUGCAAAUAUCAAUACAAAACUGAACAGAAAAAACAGGUUUACAAGGCAUUUGAAAGUUUUUGUUACUCAAAAUGCAAAGUUAUUAAUUGUAUUGAACACUUGGAAUUUAAUUCGGAUCUGAUCAAUUCCUUAUCAAUUAGAAAUCUUAUGAAUUAUCUCAGUAAUGAAUUAAUUUCUAUUGGUAAAUCUACUAAUCAUGAUAAUGAAUGUCAAAGUAACGUUAUUACAUCUGCUUUAAGAAACGAAGGAUUUAAUUAUCAAUAUUUAAAUAGCAAAAUACCAGUUGAAAUUUGGUGGAGUAUUUUUGAUUUUCUUGAUGAUCAUUCUCUUACCCAAAUUUGUUUCUUAAGUAAGUCGCUCAACUUUAUUUGGUUAACAUAUCAUAGAAAUGCUUUACUUCCACAUCAGAGAAAAUCAGUAACCUGGUUAUUAGAACGUGAAUCACAUUCUGGAAAAGGUCAUUGGUUAUUUGAAAGCCCUAUCAGAUUUCUAACUUCUUCUGAUGAUGUAUUUAAAUACCUAUCUGUUUGGCAUUAUUUAACAAUAAAAGACUUAUCUCAGGUCCUUCAACCUGAAAAUUUGGGAAAAAUCAUUUGGGACCAAAAUAAAAACUAUUUAAUGGGAGCUAAAAUUCAUCCCAAAAACUUUGACAACCAAAUUUCUCAAAUGAUUUUUCAAAAAAACUCUAAUAUUGCUCUGUAUAUUAACCAUACAAAUAAAACCAUUCAUCUAGGUUUUAAUCCAAAAUCACAAUUUGAGUUCAAAAAUGAAGAGUAUUCUCAAACUAAAGGAGGAAUAUUCUGUGAUGAACCAGGACUUGGAAAAACUCUUACAAUAUUGUCACUUAUUAGCAAAACAUCAAAUAAAGUUUCUGAUAUUCACAAAAUUUCGGGAACUUCAUACUUUGAAUAUCCCUUUGGAGUUACUCAUUUGCUUUAUCAAAUUAAUAAUAAAGAUCCAAAAAUUAACUUUAUUAUUAGUAAUCAAAGUCCUCCUCUAAAACUGGUUGAUCUAUCUAUAGAAAAUAACACUUUAAACAAAAACACAGACCUUAUUUCAACUGGAGCUACAUUAAUUAUUGUACCAAACCACCUUAUUCAACACUGGAUUGAGGAAAUCAAAAAGUGGUACAAAACUGAUGUUAUUACUACUACUACUACUACUACUACUAACAAUAUAAACUCUUCAAAAUCUAAAAUUAAAAGAAUAUACUCUAAUCAAUCCAACAAAAAAAACUCUAUUAAAGAAACAGGAAUUGAUCAUUCUAAUCAUGAUAUUCUCAUCUAUUUAUUUGAUGACCCCUCUAAAGAUCAUGUUAUGGAGCCAAAUAUCUUAGCUAAAGCUCAAAUUGUUAUAUUAUCAUACAGAAUGCUUACUAAACAAUUUCAAUUAUGUAAAGUUAAACAAAAUUACAAAAGAGUUUUUACUAAAAGUACUCGAGAACAAAAUUGUGAUCUUGAAAAUUUUAAAGAUCCUUUUUUUAGACAAGAAAUGAGUCCAAUCCUAAGAAUUAAAUGGCUUAGAUUAAUUAUUGAUGAAGGCCAUAAUAUUGGUAGUUCUGAAAUCUCUUCAACUUUAUAUCAACAAUUUAUAUUCAAAAUAAAAUCCGAAUUUAAAUGGAUUAUGUCUGGUACUCCUUUACCUAUUUCUAUCAUCAAAUCACUGAAUACAAAUAUUCCAAAUAUCUUAAAAUUCUUACAAUUACCUAUAAUUUGUGAUAAAACACGUAAUUAUGAACAAGAAUAUAUAAGAAAUUCAACAAGAUCUUAUAUUAAACAUCUUCAUUGUAAUGAUAAUCAAGCUUUAAUACAAUCUCAAAUACAUUGUUUUAAUCAUUCUAAUAAUUAUUCAAUCUUUAAAUUGACUUGCAAAUCUUUUAAUGGAAAGCUUUCACCUAUUGGAAUAUUUACAAUCAUUACUCAAAUUGGUUCAAUUAUUGUAUUUAAUCAGAAAAAUCAAUGUUUACGUAAUUAUCUUCCUAUUUUAAUUGGCCCUAUUAAAAAAGUUAUACAACCUUAUAUUGAUAAUGAAUUUUAUAUAUAUAAUAUCCUUUGUGAGUUAACACAAAGAAAUCUAUUUUGUACAUAUUUUAGUCAAGAUAAUGUUGAUUCUUUAUUACAUCCUAAUAAUUUUAAUUAUCGUCAAGAAGUUAUUUGGAAUUUUAGAUUUGCUUCUAUACUUGGAUUUACUAUGAAUAUUAAAGAUUUUAUUUUGGAUGAUAAUAAAUUGGAACUUAUUAAAAAUAUGAAUUUAUCAAUUCCAUAUAUUUCUGUUUCAAUUAAAGAUAUACAAGAAUUACGAUUAAUGCUUGAAAAUAAUCAUCCAAAUUAUGAAAAUGAUCAUUUUUAUCCAUUAGAAUCAUUUUCUAGAAUGGAAUUUGUACUGGAUUAUUUUACUAAUAUAAAAUUAUCAUCACCACAAUCUAAUUCAAUGAAUUAUUAUAAAUGUGAUUCAUGUAGUGAUAUAAUUUUAUUUCCUUUAAUUAUUCCAUGUCCUAAAUUACAUCUUGUAUGUACUUAUUGUAUAAUGAAAAAACAUGGUUAUAAUCCAAUUCAAGUUGAUCUUAAUUUUUCAAAUAUUGAAGUUAAUAAUAAAAAUAUUAAUCUAAAGAAGAAAUUAUAUUGGCCUAAAAGAGGACCUAUAAAUUUUUGUAUAGUUUGUGGAGAAGAUAUCAAAAUUAAUUCUGACUUUUUUGAUAGACUUCAAGUACCUAUUCAAAUUUCUUAUAUUGAAUUAAAAAGUAACAAUUCUGAAUUAAAUACAAAUUUUAAUGCAAAUUUAAUUUCAAACUCAACAGAUUUUAAUAUUCCACUAUUUAAUUUUCCAUUAAUUUCUCAACUAAGAACAUUAUUAACCAAAAAUUAUAAAUCUAAUGAAAUUGAAGAAAAUUUAUUUCAAUUAUAUCAGAAAUUUACAGAUAUUACUAUUAAUAAUAUUAAUAAUUAUCUUUAUAAUUAUAUUCAUUCUUUUGGUGAUUCAUUAUUACCUUUUAAUUAUAUUUAUCAAAAUAUUCCUUUUAUAUCAAUUGGAUUAAUUUCUUUAUCAAGUUCAAAAUUGAGAUAUAUAUUACAUUGUAUUUUAAAAGAUAUUCAAGAAAAUCCAAAAACAAAGAUUAUGGUAGUUUCUAGUUUAUGGCAACAAUUGGACUUUUUAUAUUAUACUUUAACCAUUUUAUUUAAUAUAGGAGCUUGUAGAUAUUAUCCACAUAUACCAAAAUCAGAAUUACAGAAAUCUAUUAUAAAUUUUAAAAAAGAUUUUGAAGAUAUAAAUAAGAAUCAUUUUCCAGUUCUUUUAUUAAGUAUUGAUAUUGGAUCUCAUGGUCUUGAUUUAUCUUGUGUAUCAAAUUUAUAUAUUUUAGAUCCAAUUUCAGAUGAAUCAAUAGAAAAUCAGACAAUUUCUAGAGCAUAUAGAAUCAGAUCAAAUAAAAUUCCAUUAUCUUGUUUUGUUAAAGUUAAAUAUUGUCUUAUUCAAGAUACUUUUGAAGAUAUACUUUAUGAUUAUAUUCAAUAUAAGAGAUUUAUUUGUCAAAAUAAUAAUUCUAAAUCAUCAUGUUUUUCUUCAAACAAUAAUAAUAUCAAUAAGAGCAAAAGUAAUGUAUUAAAAGAAGAUGAUCUUGAUAAGGUAAAAAUAUCCAGUAAAAAAAAAAAAAGAAGUUCAUUAUCUUCUUCUUAUGGUGGUAACUCUCAUAUUAGAAAAAAGAUGAAGAUAGAUUCCAAUAGUAAAUCAAUUGAGGAAUAUAAUGAUAAAAUUAUAGAUCUUGAUUUAAACGAUAAGAAUAAACCAGAAUCAGAUUUUUUAGAUUUAGAUCCUACCCAAUUGUUAUUAAGGAUCUUUCUUAAAUAA
Molecule: messenger RNA, 4407 nt
Organism: Cryptosporidium ubiquitum
Lineage: Eukaryota; Apicomplexa; Conoidasida; Eucoccidiorida; Cryptosporidiidae
Exons: 1
Coding region: 1-4407 (1468 amino acids)
Molecular function (GO): ATP-dependent chromatin remodeler activity; ATP binding
Source: RefSeq, a predicted model, not a curated record